Amoebophrya sp. A25 is the source of this 638-nucleotide messenger RNA. The record is from the annotation of a GenBank genome assembly. Lineage: Eukaryota; Dinophyceae; Syndiniales; Amoebophryaceae.
CUAGAUAGAGGAUAUGUUCUACUACUCAUCAAGUCACCUAUGCAGUUUCCGAGAUCUGAUCUCGUCCUGAUCUUGUAUUCUCACUUUUGAUUUUUCAUUUUUUAACGUCGAAAAAUUUUCCUUUCUAAUGCUUGAUUUCACAUGAUGAAAAACUACAUUUUUACCAUGAUAAAAAUUCUACUUUAAUACUGUAUAUUUUUUUCGUUAAAAAAAGAAUCAGGUACCACAGAAAACUGAGGUUUUGAAGGCGACAGUCGAAGGCAUCAUGUGCAAGGAAUAUCAUUGCUUUCAUCGUGGAAAAGUGGCAACGUUUUGUGAGUGUGGAAUCGAAGAGUCACAACUGAUGAAUGCGAGAUACGAAAGGCGCGGCGCAACGGGCGGCUUUUAAAGCAGAUACACAAUUAUUACGUUUUCAUAUUUAUGAUGCUUAUUCAGUGUGUGUUAGUGUUUGUUAUGCUUUUCGAUGGCAGAAAAAUCAUGCUCAAUAUCUCCUGACAGGUGGUUGGGGUUGCAUAUUAUUCCUUACUCUUACUGGUACUGUAGUAAGCGUCACUUAACAUCAUCGGGUGGAGAUGUAAGUAAUAUAAAAUGCAUAUCAAACUCCAGGUGAAUUCCGUUUCGUUUCGAUUGAGUAUGCU